Molecule: messenger RNA, 1596 nt
Organism: Tetrahymena thermophila SB210
Lineage: Eukaryota; Ciliophora; Oligohymenophorea; Hymenostomatida; Tetrahymenidae
Product: Ulp1 protease family, carboxy-terminal domain protein
Exons: 6
Biological process (GO): protein desumoylation
Cellular component (GO): nucleus
Molecular function (GO): deSUMOylase activity
Source: RefSeq, a predicted model, not a curated record
AUGAAAUCAAAGUUUUUAGACACUCUUUUUGAUAAUAUUCUAAAUUGGUUAGGACCUAAAAAAAGAAAGCGAGACGAUAUUUCUAUUGGCGAAUAUGACGGAGAGUAUCCAAGGAUUCCUGAUCCUUCCAAAAAAGUAUUUAAGUCAAGCGAUCAAUUUAGUUCUUCCAACGAUUAGAAACUAGCCAAUAAUAAUAAUAACAGCAGUAGUGCAAAUUAGUCGAGCGAUGAUGUGCCUUAAAUCAUCCAUUCAGUUAUUCCUAUAAAAAAUAAUACAUCACCUAGAAAGGAAGCAUAGUAUUAACAGAUUAAUAAGAAAGACAUAAUAGACCAUAAUAAAGAAAACUCGAAUACGAAAGUAAAGUUGCAAAACUAACCUAACCCUAAAGUAAUUGUGCUCAAUGAAUGCAAUGGGAAUUCAAAAAAAAACGAAUUUUAGCUAAAUGGAAAGAAGGAAGCAUAACUCUAGGAGUUUAUUGUGAUAGAAGAGGAUGGAAUUGAGUAGGCAAAGUAAAAUCAUAAUUAAGAUAAAUAAUUGUAGCUAGCUAGAAGACCGUCUUCAGCGCAGUAUUAAAUUGAAUAAGAUAGAAAGUAAAGAGAGAAUUUAGAUUUGGAAAUAAUCCAACUCCCAAAAGAAUUUAUGGAAUUCAAAGAAAUAACCGAUGAAUGGAUUUCGAAUGACUUUGGUUUGCUCGAAUAAAAAAUGGCUAAGCUUGACUUAUAGACAUAAUAAAUAAAAUAGAAAACAGAAGAAGGAAGAAAAAAGAAUGGCAAUAAUAAUUAAGUAGAUUCAGACAUUAUAUUUAUAAAAUAAUACCAUAAGAAAUCAAAAGUUGGAGAAUUAUUAGAGGAAUUUAACUAAAUUUAUGACUUAAAGACUAAAAAGAUGAAAAAACUUUUUUGGAGAUUUGAAGAAAAGCAACUUAAAGAAGUUUAGGAUGUAUUUGAAAGAAGCUUCAAUUUGAAUUAGGAUGUAGUAACUCAUUAACACAUCUUAGAAAGACUUACUUUUAGCAAUUUAUAGACUCUCAGGUAGCCUAAUUGGCUUAAUGAUGAAGUUAUCAAUGCUUAUAUAAGAUUAAUAGUGUAAUCAACAAAUGCAGUCAUAUUAAAUACCUUUUUCUAUCCUGAGUUGGUAAAAAACAGUGCUUGGAAUAAAAUCAAAAGAAUAGCAACUAAAAAUAAAGUGACCUAUAAAUCAGGAAACUUUUUUGUACCUAUGAAUAUUAAUGGAACUCAUUGGUCAUUUGUUGAAGUAAAUAAUGAAACAAAUAAAAUCAUCUACUAUGAUUCUCUCGCUACUGAUGACAGAGAUUAUUUUAAUUAUACAAAAUACUUUGUAGAUUUGAUGUAAAACUUAUAAAAAGACGAUGGAAUUGCAUAAGAAAAUAUUAAAAAAUACGAGCUAAUAAAUGGCGAAACAGGAUUCUAAUAAAACGGAUAUGAUUGUGGAGUAUUUAUGCUAAAAGGUAUACAUUACAGAUCUUCUGGUAUAAAUGGCUUAAGGUUAUGGAUUGAAUAAACAGAUACCCAAUACUACAGAUAUUUAAUAGCAUUUUAGUUAAUUUAAGGAAAAGUAGAGAUUUGCUAAAACUGA